AUGGGUGUCUCCAAGAUCAGUCUUGGCUUCCUCGUUUUGCUUCUGAUUGUCUUGUUGAGCGGGACGUCCAGCGACCCUCAUUCUCUUUCCUAUAAUUUCACCAUCUAUCUUUGGCCCAGACCUGGUCAGCCAUGGUGUGAGGUUCAAGGCGAAGUGGAUCAAAAGGUCUUUGUCUCCUGUGACUGUGGUACAGCUGAGAUCAAGUACUUGAGUCCAUUGGGAGAGGAAGUGAAAAGUAUGAACGCCUGGGAAACACAGACUGGUACACUGAGGGACAUUGGAGACUUGCUCAAGGAGCAAAUGCCUGACGUUACACCAGAGAGAUACACAGACAAGGGCCCUCUGACCCUGCAGGCCAGGAUGACGUGCUGGAGUAAACACAACGGACACAUCAAUGGAUCCUGGCAGUUUGGCUUCAAUGGAAAACUGUCCCUCCUCUUUGAUUCAGAGAAUGGACAUUGGAAAGUGGUUCAUCCUGGAGGGAGAUGGAUGAAAGAGAAGUGGGAGAAAGAUAGAACUGUUACUGACUUCUUCAAGAACGUCUCCAUGGGAGACUGUCAGCUCUGGUAUCAGGCUUUCUUGGAGCGCUGGGAGAGAAUGUUGAAGACCACGGCAUCACCGACCACAGGCCCCCCUACAGUGCAGUCCUCGGCCCCAGCCAUCAAUCACGUCACCUGGAUCCUCCCCGUGGCCCUCACCAGUUUCAUCAUAACUGUCUUCCUGGGCUGA
Rangifer tarandus platyrhynchus (Svalbard reindeer) is the source of this 729-nucleotide messenger RNA. The record is from the annotation of a GenBank genome assembly. Lineage: Eukaryota; Metazoa; Chordata; Mammalia; Artiodactyla; Cervidae.